Messenger RNA from Melanotaenia boesemani (Boeseman's rainbowfish), 3936 nucleotides. It is a transcript of the gene slc2a3a, whose product is annotated as solute carrier family 2 member 3a. Gene Ontology annotation, biological process: response to insulin; monosaccharide transmembrane transport. The coding region runs from base 439 to 2052 and encodes 537 amino acids. Gene Ontology annotation, cellular component: apical plasma membrane; basolateral plasma membrane. NCBI's taxonomy places the organism in Eukaryota, Metazoa, Chordata, Actinopteri, Atheriniformes, Melanotaeniidae. The record is from RefSeq and is a predicted model, not a curated record. Gene Ontology annotation, molecular function: hexose transmembrane transporter activity. The transcript is spliced from 11 exons.
AUAAAGGCUCUAACCAUAAUAGGACAUGGAGGCCGCCUCGCCCAGCGGGAUGCGGUGCUGAUGCACGACAGUCAUGGGUUUGUGCACGUAAAGGCGGGAAGGCGGGACGACGUCACGGCAUCCCAGCGCUGCCGUUUCUAAUAGGCUGAUAAGAGACGAAAUAAAUAAUGAAAACAAGUGCGUGCGGUUACGUGCGGUCUUCCUCGCAGUCCCUGUAAGAGACCACAUAUACGAGAAAAGGAGGAUCCGCGCUGCAAAAGCUGACUGCUGCGGCUCGCUGAGGGCUUCUGGUCUGCAGCACUGAAGUCACGACAGCAGCUGUCAGAGCUGGGUAGGUCCUGUGAGGGUUUUUAACCACCACCUGAAGCUCUUUCCUCCUUAUCAUCUCAACAUUCUGCAAAUUUGACUUCCUAGUACUCGCCAAGAAGAUUUCUGAAGAUGGAGGGCCAGGAAAAGCAGGUUACAGGUUAUCUCCUGUUUUCAUUGGGAACCGCUGUCAUUGGCUCUCUGCAGUUUGGUUACAACACAGGAGUCAUCAAUGCUCCAGAACAGAAACUACGAUCUUUCUUCAAUAAUACUUGGGUGGAGCGUUACGGCGUGUCCAUUAGCCCGGGAGUUUGUACCAUCGUGUGGAGUAUUGCUGUUGCCAUUUUCAGUGUUGGUGGCAUGGUAGGCUCCUUCAGUGUCGGUGUUAUGGCCAACCGAUUCGGCAGGCGUCGCUCAAUGUUUCUGGUAAACUCUCUAGCGGUGAUAGGCGGCCUUCUCAUGGGCUUCUCCACUAUCUGCUCCUCCUAUGAGAUGGUGAUCGCCGGUCGCCUGGUCAUUGGCUUGUUCUGUGGUCUAUUUACCGGCCUGACUCCCAUGUAUGUGGGCGAGGUGUCACCAACACCACUUCGUGGCGCUUUUGGAACUCUGCACCAGCUCGGAGUGGUGGUGGGAAUCCUGAUUGCUCAGAUCUUUGGUCUGGAUUUUCUGCUUGGCUCGGACAAGCUGUGGCCCCUGCUGUUGGCCCUUACUGUGGCCCCUGCUGUGCUGCAGUGCAUCCUGUUGCCUUUCUGUCCUGAGAGCCCACGUUUCCUGCUGAUCAACCUUAAACAAGAGGAGCAGGCACGCAAAGAACUGGUUCGUCUGCGCGGCACCGAGGAUGUGAGUAAAGACCUCCGGGAGAUGAAGGAGGAGAGUGCUAAGAUGGCAUUGGAGAAGAAGGUGACCAUCCUUGAGCUUUUCCGCUCUGCGACUUACAGACAGCCUCUCCUCAUCGCAGUCAUGCUGCAGCUCUCCCAGCAGCUGUCAGGGAUCAAUGCUGUAUUUUACUAUUCCACGGGGAUCUUUGACUCAGCCGGAGUGAAAAAGCCCAUCUAUGCCACAAUUGGAGCUGGUAUAGUUAACACCAUCUUCACAGUUGUUUCUCUCUUCUUGGUUGAAAAGGCGGGACGGAGGACUCUACACCUCCUGGGAUUGGGUGGAAUGGCAGUCAGCGCUUUGCUCAUGACCAUCUCCCUCCUGCUGAAGGACACCCCAGCUAUGAGCUACGUGGCCAUCAUGGCGGUCAUGCUCUUUGUGGCUAUGUUUGAGCUGGGACCCGGCCCAAUCCCUUGGUUUAUUGUGGCUGAGCUGUUUUCCCAGGGACCCCGCCCUGCAGCCAUGGCUGUUGCCGGCUGCUGUAAUUGGACCGCCAACUUCCUUGUUGGAAUGAGUUUCCCAAAACUAGAGGAGUUGUGUGGGCCAUGGGUCUUCCUCAUCUUCACUGCCUUCCUCCUCGCCUUUUUCAUCUUCACUUUCAUCAAAGUUCCAGAGACAAAGGGAAAGACAUUCGAUGAGAUCGCCCGCAGCUUCGGUAGCAUUCCGCCUCCCACCACCUCGUCUGCUGAUGACCCUCCUGCCACCACCAGCACCGCUGUCACACUUCCUGUCUCACCCAAAAAGGAGAAGGUCCCGCUGGUGGAGACUCCAGCAGCAGCUCCGCCUCCAGCAGGAGCACCUCCAGCAGCUGAAACCGCUCCCCUCGCAGAAAAACCCAGUGGUACAGUAGAUCCUGUAGGUCAGGUGUAGACAAAAGUUUUGAUUAUUAAGGGAGUUUAUAAAUGAAGGAAGAUUCCAAACACAAUGUAAACCAUAGAAACAAUUUCACUUCCUUUUUUUAUUCCUUGGACAUUUCUCACACUUCCUUCUUUUAAAUCCUCUCUUACUUUAACUAUAUUCAGUUGUACAUUCCUGGGAAUUUCUCUGCAGGUAUUUAGAGGGUGUGUCCGGUCAGGAUGACACACAUUUCCAGUUUAUUGAAGUGAAAGCUGAGGUCAGUAAAGCAUCCAGCUGAAAUGGUCAUCUCACCAGUUCAACGAGGCUGUGAGGAACGAUACAGAUGUUUCCGUAAAUGUGAUUUCUGAGUUCACGUCCAAGUAACGUGAGCGAGGCAAAGUGGGUAUCCAUGGUCAUCUUUUUAAUUAAUAUAUUCCUGUUUUUUAACUUCAAACAGGUGUUUGUAGUGAAAUAUAACUCACAGCCGUUGCUGUAGGUUUUAUUUUAUUUCUUUCUUUUACAUGUUGAAAUGUGUUAAGAAAUUACAGUUAUGAGAGGAUAUUUUCUAAGAUAUAUGCUCUGCUUCCAGCUAAUACAAUGCAGGGCUUUUCAACAUUGCCAAAGUACUGAAUUUAAAUGACCACCUAAUGAACACACCAAGUCCUCUUGAAGUUCAAUUCAGCUUGAAAUAAGCUGUAACCACAGAUCGUGCUAAGUUUAAUCAUGAAGGCCAGUGUUGUUUUUUAAAGCUCUGAUCCACAAAUUUGACAUUGUGUAGUUGGAAUUUAGCACCACACUUGGUGUAAUGAAUAGAUUAUUGGAUUUGUUUUGUUCUGUGUAAAUAUCGUAUACGGGUUAUGAUAUAUUGCAAGCUUGAGAAAUUACAAUCCAAAUUUCUGGACAAAAUCAUUUUGACCACAUAGUUUUAGACCUUAAAAUUGCAUUAGACUGAUAAGCAGUGUAGAUUUUUUGUGUUAAAGGAAAAAUUAUUAUAACUACCAUAGAGAUAGAUUUUUUGGUAUAAAAACAUAUAGUUUUAGAGAAUAUUCAGAAUUUUAGUGGCUUUUGGCUUUAAAGUAUGAAAAGGGUCUGAAGUGAUCUUUCAAUGCAUCUCUUAAAGUGCUGCUCCAAGAUUAAGAUUUAUUUUUCAUUCACCCUUUAUGCACUUUGUUAACCAAAAAGUAAAAAUAAAAACAACAAGCAUUAUAAUGCCACUAUCAACUAAUCUAGAAGUCACUGAGCACAGCAGCGCUUUAUGUCAGACUAACAAUGAUCUAAACUGUAUUUACAUGAGCAAUUGCAUAUAUCUAACAUAGUUGUUAGUAGAACAGAUAAGAGUUAUAUAAAAUGUGCAAUCAAUGUAGAAACUUCAGCCAUAAUGGGAAGAGGCAACUAAAGGGAGUGUGCUAAUAUUGUGCAAAUAAGGGUUAAAUGGUAUUCACGGGGAGACAUAACUGCCUUUAGUGGGGGUUUUUUUAGAUAGAAAACUAAUUUUUUGUUUUCAUAAAGGGAGAAAACACUACUCAUAAUCGGAGAAAAGCAUUUUAAGAAUCUAUGUACUGGAAUUUUAUGUGUUUUAUUGUCUUAUUCCACGAACGAAAUGUGGAAUCAGCUGUGAUGGAGGCAGGACUGAUUGGUGGGCAAAAUGUACCAACCUUUCUGUGUAUUCAUUCAUUUUUCUUUGUUUCUGAAGGUACGCAGACAAAGUGUUGGCAAACCUUUUCGUUUUUAAGCUUGACAGACUGUGGCUUUCCUCAAAGUUUGCUCUGUUGUCACACUGUGGAAACACUGAGCGAAUAUGGGGCUGCACAACCCCCAACCUCUAACUUUAGUUCCCCUUCUGGUCUUUAGUUUAGUUGUGAACCUGAAAUUUGUCUUUGGGUCAUAAUGAACAUAUUUUUGUUCCCAUGAGUAUUU